AUGAGCCUAUUAAGCUUCCUGUCCCACGUCGCAGCGGCUUUCUGCUCGCCGCCCGUGCAUCUCCUCUGCUUUUCGACCCUCGCUGGCACACAACUUUACCAGACCUUCCUCGUCACGAAAGUGACAUUUCAGACGCUGCCCAAAACAGCGUUCGUCGGCCUUCAGAAGCGGCUGUUCCCCAUCUACUUUGCCGUCCAAGCCGCUCUACUGCUGCUCACGGCGCUGACAUUUCCGCCACGCGGGAUCUUGUCGCUGGCAGAAAACAAGCACGAUGUCAUACCCCUGCUCGUCGCUGGGGGCACGGCGCUCGUCAACUUGACGAUAUUUGGACCGAAGACGCGCCGCGCGAUGCUGGACCUGUUCAGCCCCAACAGUCGUGAUGACACGGGAGAGAAGGCCGAAAAGGCACCGAGCGGCCUGCAAUCACUCAAGCGGUCGUUUUCCAAAUACCACGCCGCCGCGAUACACCUGAACCUCAUCUCCGUGGGCGCAACUCUGUGGUAUGGCUGGCGAUUGGCGAUGAGACUGGACUUCAAUUGA
Molecule: messenger RNA, 540 nt
Organism: Purpureocillium lilacinum
Lineage: Eukaryota; Fungi; Ascomycota; Sordariomycetes; Hypocreales; Ophiocordycipitaceae
Source: RefSeq, a predicted model, not a curated record